AUGCCAUCCAAGGCAAAGUCCAAGUUCGCGAACCUCGCCCAUCGUGCCGGCGGUCGCAACGACAAUCGCCCUCCCUCCGACGAGCUCACCUCGACUUCCUUCGAGGACGACCGCUACCGCAAUCGCUCUCCCUCGCCGGAGUCGUCCUACGACCACCACAUGGCGUACAACCAGCAGCCCGCCGAGGUGCAGUACACCGAUGACCUUCUGAUCCCGCCCAACCUCCCAUUCUCGGAGGUCACCGGCGGACAGUACCAGGACAACGGAACCCCGAGCAACGGUGGCAGCCGCAACACGUCGUUCACCGACCUGACGGAACUCCGCAGCAACAGCAAGGCUAACCGUCCGCCGUCGCUGUCGAUCAACUAUGUCCCUACCAAGUUCUCCAAGCUCCACACCCAGGGUGACUGGGCGCACCGUCGUGCGAAGCAGGGUGGUGGUCGUGACGCUUUCUCGGCCGGUGCCUCCCGUAUGGGCGAGCCGGGAACUGUGGACGACGACGAGGGACUGGUCUUCGAGCUCGGCAAGGGUGGAUUGAAGCCGAAGCGCAAGCACAAGCUUCGCUGGAACCGCUUCAAGUGGAUCCUCUUCCUGGCCAACUGGGUUCUCAUUAUUUACGCGAUGGGCACGCUGAUCUGCUGCAUUCUGGUCUGGAUCAACGUCUUCUACCAGUCUGAUGUCGUCCGUGUUGGUAACCGCACCGAGCUCAUUCUGUCAACAAUCGCCGCUUGUCUUUCCGUGUUCACUGCUCUCCUUGGUUUCUCUGGACUUUUCCUCAACAGCCGUCCUUUCCUGGCGGUCUAUGUUGUUCUUCUUUGGGUCUGUCUCGCGUUCAUCGUCGCCCCUGGUUACAUUACCUACAAGCGUCACACCUUCAACCUUGAGGGUAAGAUCAACCAGCAGUGGUCUCAGUCGCUCGGCACCGUCGGCCGUCUGCGUAUCCAGGAUGCUCUCCGUUGCUGUGGUUACUUCUCUCCUGCGUCGGAGGCGACCGUCUCGCCCCUCUGUUACCCUCGUUCGGUCGAGGACGGCUGCAAGAACAAGUACCUCAAGCUCGAGCGUAACGUUACCCGCACCUGGUACACCGUCUCGUUCUCGCUUGUUCCCGCCCACAUUCUGAUCAUUCUCGCCGGUCUCCUGUGCUCGAACCACGUCACGUACCGCUUCGGCAAGGGUCUCACUCCCAAGCGCUACCGUCUCGACCUUGACUCGAUGGCUAUCAUCAUGAACGACUAUGCUUCGCAGAUCGCCAACCAGUACGGCCCCGGUGUCGCCCAGGACGCGCUGGAACGCUCCUCGCUUCACUUAAACUCGCCCGCCGGAUCUCGCCGUGGCUCGUUUGCUGAGACUUCGUCGCUCGGCCACGGCCUCACGAACCCCGUGUCGCGUCACCACACGAACAGCCCCAGCUUCCGAAACAACAACAACAAUAACCAGUACGAGUCGCCGUUCGACGAUGGAAGCGACUCCGUCCACGGUUCCGAGCAGGGCCACCGUACGGGUGGCUCCUCGCUGGGCCACCAUGCUGUCACCGCGCAGUAUGACUCCAAUGGCGGCUAUAGUGUAGUCCAGCAGGGCCCGCAGUACAACCAGUACAGCAACCAGCAGCACGGAUACUAA
Molecule: messenger RNA, 1620 nt
Organism: Trichosporon asahii var. asahii CBS 2479
Lineage: Eukaryota; Fungi; Basidiomycota; Tremellomycetes; Trichosporonales; Trichosporonaceae
Exons: 3
Coding region: 1-1620 (539 amino acids)
Cellular component (GO): membrane
Source: RefSeq, a predicted model, not a curated record